This is a messenger RNA of Colletotrichum truncatum, 690 nucleotides long. RefSeq names its product rieske domain-containing protein. The record is from RefSeq and is a predicted model, not a curated record. NCBI's taxonomy places the organism in Eukaryota, Fungi, Ascomycota, Sordariomycetes, Glomerellales, Glomerellaceae.
AUGUCUCAAAUCGUCGAAUUAGGGUGGAUUCCUGUCAAGCAGGACUACGAAAACUUACCUGCAACUAAAGAGAUAAAGGAACUUCACUCUAAAGCCGUAGGCAUUACCAACCUUCUGGCCCAAUGGGAGAGUGUUCAAGGACCCGGCGGAUUGAACGACAGCCCUUGCAAGAGUGUUCAUUUAGCCGCAGUCUGGAGUUCCGUUGAAGCUGCAGAUGCUGCAAAACAAUCUCCCGAUGGCCAAGCAAUGAGAAGCCUUUGGGGCCAAGUCAUCGACAUGUCUAGUCCAUCAGGUCCAGUUCUACCUUGGACCGGUUACUUCGAUCUAAAGGGCGACGACUUUGCUAAAGUUGCGGAUGCCAAGGUCGUCCUCCUUACUGGGUGCUACCUCUCCGUCGACGUCGAUGCUGGAGCUUUUCAGGAAAAGUGGCAGUCACUUAUGCGUGCCCAAGCUAGCUCUGGAGGUGUCACUAAAGGGUAUGUCGCAGGCGCACAUGGUUGGUCGAUUGGCGAGAUUGUUCACAAAGGUGAAAAGAAGAAGGUUUUCAUGGUUGCGACUGGUUGGGAAAGUGAAGAUGAUGUGAAGGCCGUCGUUGGUGGAGACAAGAGCGCCAAGUUUGAGGAGGCUUUAAAGGAUUUCAAUAUGCAGCAGCAACAAUAUGUCUGCAAUGGUAUGAAUAAAGUCAAGUAA